GCGACCAUUUCGUCAUGGGUGUCUAGUGGCUUGAUUGAAGCUGGUGUGAAUAUUAUUAUCAUUCAAUAAAGAGCUGGUUCUUUACCAACUUUUUACCUACUUCUCAUUGAUUUCAUAUCUCCUUCUACAUAUCGGCGGAAACUUGAGUCGAUCAAACUCUCUCCCGCAGAUUUGCAUUGUCAAUAUGGCUUCGCUCAAGAGUAUUUACGAGCCAAACCCAGCUCUGGGAAAUGCUUUGCAUACCAAUUUUGAAGUCGACUUCGUAAUCGAUUAUCGUUUUGCUACUACGAACAAAAUCGAAGCCGAAGCACAAUUCGUAAAGCUUAUCGAAGCUCUCAACGAUGUUGGGUUAAUGACUGAAGUGCGAAAUGGAGACAACUGUUCACUUCUUAUAUUUGUCAAAACUGCUUCGGUCAGACAUCUACGGUCCGAAGUAUAUCGCUCCAGAGUACAAGAUUGGUUAUAUGGAGUUCGAACAGCUGCCCCGGAAAAGAACAUGCAAGAGGCUUUGAGUGCAGAACCAAUGACUGAGGCCGAACGAUUAAGAUUGGUCUACCUGUUAAUCACACAACCGAAAAAUGAAGGUGGUGCUGGAAUCACGCCUAAGAGAGGGGAGUGGAAGGGAGUCGAAUCGAUAUUUCCUCUUCAUGAUCAUGCAUUCAAUAUGGCUUGGAUUAAGGAAAUUACCUCAAAGUAUCUUCUCACAACCAAGGAUCUAGAGGAUAUCAAAGACAGAUUUGGUGAAAAGAUUGGAUUCUAUUUCGCCUUUCUACAAUCUUAUUUCAUGUUCAUGGUAUUUCCUGCGGCAUUCGGAUUUUGCGCUUGGGUUCUCUUGGGUCAAUAUUCUCCAAUAUAUGCCGUAGUCAAUGGCUUGUGGGGCAUUGUCUAUACGGAAUAUUGGAAGAAACAAGAAACUGAUCUUGCAGUACAAUGGGGUGUUCGAGGAGUAUCAAAAAUCCAACACAAAAGACCCGACUUCAAGCAUGAAAAGGAAAUCAAGGAUCCAGUCACUGGAGAGCAGAUUAAGUUUUACUCGCCAGUGAAAAGGCUGAGUCGUCAACUACUACAAGUACCUUUCGCACUCUGUGCUGUUGUGAUAUUGGGAAGUUUGAUUGCAACUUGCUUUGCAAUUGAGAUCUUCAUUUCUGAAGUUUAUAAUGGUCCAUUCAAGGCAUAUUUGACUUUCUUACCCACUGUAAUUCUGACAAUUUUCAUGCCAACACUGUCUGUUCUUUUGACAGGAUUUGCCUCAAAAUUGACAGACCUUGAGAAUUACGAAACUACUGAUGCUCAUGAUGCGGCAAUGGUCCACAAAAUCUUCGUUCUCAACUUCAUAACAUCCUACAUGCCGAUCUUCCUCACGGCAUUUGUCUAUGUCCCAUUUGCUAAAGUCAUCGUCCCUCAUUUAGAUAUUUUCCAAAUGGCCGUGAGACCAUUUGCGGAAAAUGAUGAACAAAUGACAGCACCAAAAGCCGGAUUUCAAAUUGAUCCUGAUAGAUUAAAGAAGCAGGUUAUCUACUUCACGGUUACAGCACAAAUCGUCAAUUUCGCUCUUGAGGUCAUUCUUCCAUAUGUCAAACAAAAAGUCUUCAAAAAAUACAGAGAAAUCCAAGCUGAUCGUGCCGCCAAACGUGGGGGUUCCUCAACACCGGAAAGUGAUCAUCCAGAAGAGAGCGCAUUCUUGAUCCGUGUAAGAAAUGAAGCCGAACUAGGUAUCUAUGACGUAACAUCAGAUUUCCGAGAAAUGGUCAUUCAAUUCGGUUAUUUAUCUCUCUUUUCAGUCGUUUGGCCUCUCACUGGUCUUUCUUUCUUGAUUAACAAUUGGAUUGAACUUAGAGGUGAUGCUCUCAAAAUCGCAUUGGAAACGCAACGUCCUGUUCCAUGGCGCGCGGAUUCUAUAGGCCCAUGGAUUGAAGCAUUGGGUUUCUUGUCAUGGUUGGGAAGUCUUAGUGCGGCAGCUCUGGUAUAUCUAUUUUCUGGGGAUGGACUCGGACCGGAUGGAACACCAAGUAAGAUGACAGGAUGGGGAGUGUUACUUACUAUGUUUUUCUCGGAACAUAUUUAUUUGACUUUGAGAAGAGGCAUUCGAUUGGCAUUGAGUAAAAUUGAUAGUCCGGGUUUGCAGAGAGAGAGAAGGGAAAGAUUUGCAGUCAGGAAGCAUUAUCUAGAAGAAACCAUAUCGCAAGAAGCGGCGGAAAAUGCUGCUUCGGGAGGGAUUACAAAUGGGGAGAAGAUUAGUAGAAAUACGUUGGAGGAAGAAGCAAGAGAAUCGAGUUUGAAAGGUCAUGGAACUGCAGAGGAGAGAUUCUGGCAGAGACAAAGAGGACAAGGAGAAACUAUCGCGAUGGGAAGAAGUUUUAUCAAUAAGACUGCUCCAGAUGUGGAAUCGAAGAAGGAACUUUGAUUAGGUUUUGUUUUUACUUAUUUUUGAUACUCUUGUGCUUGGAUGGGGAAGGAUAGGGGAAAGGCGGAAGGGAAGAGUAGGAAAAUCUGGAGGUGAAUUAAAGUGUAGUUAAAGCGAGAGAUAUUCAUUCAUAAAGGCUUUUUUGCUUCUUGAUUAUUCUCGAUUAUCUCUUUUUGUUGGGUUUGAUUUUGAUUUUGAUUCUCUUGAUAGUAUCUAUUUAGCUAUGCAUAGCGUGGAAUAGUUAUAUGAUUGGAAUGAAAUGGAAUGGAAUGGAAUGGGAUAUCAGAAUAUCAGAAUAUAUGAGAUAUAUGUGCUCUUUGUUCAAUGUUCAAUAUUUGAAGUUUAAAGUUCAAUAUUCAAAGAGAGAUUAAGAGAUCUUUAUUUAUCUAUUUAUCUAUUUA
This is a messenger RNA of Botrytis cinerea B05.10, 2805 nucleotides long. RefSeq names its product Bcist2 (gene Bcist2). Gene Ontology annotation, molecular function: chloride channel activity. NCBI's taxonomy places the organism in Eukaryota, Fungi, Ascomycota, Leotiomycetes, Helotiales, Sclerotiniaceae. Gene Ontology annotation, biological process: chloride transmembrane transport. Bases 185 to 2404 code for a protein of 739 amino acids. The record is from RefSeq and is a predicted model, not a curated record. The transcript is spliced from 7 exons. Gene Ontology annotation, cellular component: cortical endoplasmic reticulum.